AUGCUGGCUGCAAUGUGGUCAUGUAUUACAGACUUUUUCACAUACGAAACCACCAAAUCUGUGGUGGUUAAAAGCUGGACCAUCGGAAUCAUUAACCGAGUGGUACAACUACUAAUUAUCACCUAUUUUGUCGGGUGGGUGUUCCUUCAUGAAAAGGCCUAUCAGUCCAGAGACACGGCGAUCGAGUCCUCAGUCAUGACCAAAGUCAAAGGCUUCGGGAUCUACAAUGACCGAGUGAUGGAUGUAGCCGACUACGUCACACCCACGCAGGGAGCUUCGGUCUUCUGCAUCAUCACCAAAAUGAUCACCACAGAAAACCAAUUCCAAGGGAUUUGCCCAGAGAGUGAAAGCAAACACAUUUGUAAAACAGACAGUGAGUGCAAAGCUGGGAAGCCUGGGAGUAAUGGAAUCCUGACUGGAAAAUGCGUCCAGUGGAACAGUGUCAAUAAAACGUGUGAGAUCCAGGGCUGGUGUCCAGCUGAAGUUGAUACCAUCAAAACCACACCAAUGCCAGAGGUGGAAAACUUCACCAUUUUCAUCAAGAACAGCAUUCGCUUCCCAACAUUCAAAUACACAAAAGGCAACUUUCUUCCGACCAUAACAGAAAAAUACAUCCAGAGUUGUAAUUACGACACAGAGAACAACACGUACUGCCCCAUUUUUAGAGUUGGCGACGUGAUUCGGUACGCACAACAAAACUUCACUACUCUCGCAAAUAAGGGUGGAGUGAUUGGGAUAAAGAUCGGUUGGAUGUGUGACCUGGAUAAGUCUGAUGACCACUGUAACCCUGAGUACUCCUUCACUCGACUGGACGCCAUGUCACAGAAGAAUGCUGUCUCCCCGGGAUACAACUUCAGGUUUGCCAAAUAUUAUAAGACGGAGAAUGGCACUGACUAUCGGACUCUCAUCAAAGCCUACGCUAUUCGGUUUGAUGUGCUGGUCAACGGAAAUGCAGGGAAGUUUGACAUGAUCCCCACACUGAUCAACAUGGUGGCUGCCUUCACAUCAGUGGGAGUGGGCACAGUGCUGUGUGACAUUAUUCUACUGAACUUCCUGAAAGGAGCCGAGCAAUACAAAGCCAAGAAGUUUGAGGAGGUAUCGGAUGAUGCACUGCAUGACUCCCAGAGUAACGGUCUGUGCCGCUCACAGCUUUCCCUCCGGACCACCGACAUCCUUAUGAAAUCGAGCGACUCCGGGGCGUUCUCCAUCGAGCACUACACAUGAGAGACAGCAUCUGUAGAGAGCUGCACACUUAUUUUAGGGACAAACUAUAGGCCAUAUGAAUAUUAUAGAGUUAUUUCUUAACUGCAUGAACACAUUUGCAUGGUGUUAAAUCAAUUAACUAAGAAAAACAAGUUUGGAUAAAGAUGAGAUAAAAGAGAGUCCAUAGGAAAACAAAAUUUUAUUAAAUGUUAACAUGAAGGUUUCAAGCCAAAUCCAAGAAGCUGACUGUAUUAGGCUACUGUAAAGGAGGCCUAGUCUCAGGUUAGUAUAAUAAUUAUAAUAAUAAUAAGUAUAACCAAACUCUUGCACAAAUGACUAGACUA
Molecule: messenger RNA, 1547 nt
Organism: Periophthalmus magnuspinnatus
Lineage: Eukaryota; Metazoa; Chordata; Actinopteri; Gobiiformes; Gobiidae
Gene: p2rx3b
Product: purinergic receptor P2X, ligand-gated ion channel, 3b
Exons: 12
Coding region: 1-1224 (407 amino acids)
Biological process (GO): response to ATP; monoatomic cation transmembrane transport
Cellular component (GO): plasma membrane; nuclear inner membrane
Molecular function (GO): purinergic nucleotide receptor activity; extracellularly ATP-gated monoatomic cation channel activity; ATP binding
Source: RefSeq, a predicted model, not a curated record